AUGACCCUGCCCGGCCAGGGCUGGGAGCUUGGCCUGCCCACCCCGCUUCUCCCACAGCCUGUGAGUCCCCAGAGGGCAGGUGCCUGCAAGGAGCUGGAGGAGCCAAUAAAGGUGCCAAGGACCAGGGACCCAGCACGAGCCCAGGAGCUUCCUUACGGGUGGGGGAGUGCGCGUACGGGGGGCCUCCCAGCAUGUGGUGUGGGCUCCCGCCAGCAUCAUCUUGUCUUCUCUCCUUGUCUCAACCACGCAAGGCCUAUGGGGAACCAGGCCCAGAGAGUGGCUACCAUACACAGAGGGUCCAGGGCCGGCAGUGCCGUUCCUCCUGCCCCUGAGGCACUGGGAGGUGCAGGGAAGGGGGUGGGGAGGGGGGAAGCAGGCUCACCCGUAGCUCACCCCCUGCCCAGCUGGUGGAGACCUAGUCCAGGAAGGUGCUGUCCACUGCCCAGUGGGGCCCACCAACUUUGUUCAGGGGGGCCGUGUCCACCUGUGAGUGCUUCUGGGCAUCUGUACCUCACACACAGGAUACUCAGGGACACACACACGUGGGCACACAUGCAUGCAUGGGCACACUCACAAAGAGUAAUGCCAGAGACCCUGCAGCUCCGUCCCCCAGGAGACCCGACCACUCCCGCCCGGCUGUCAGCUGCAGCCCCCUCCCUUCCUUUGCAGCACCAGACAGGCUUCUGGGAGCUGUGUCGCCAGGCCACGUGCCCCUGGUCACCCUCCAGUGAAGGUCUCAGGACAGAGGGGAUGGGCUGGGGUCAAGUGGCUAAAACAUGUGUCCCCUUCUCCCCUGAGAUGCAUAGGGCCGGCUCACUUCUCAGUGAAAUCCCUCCGCCAGUCGCGCCUGCCUCCGUGGUCAGUCUACUCUCAUCACAGGACAGAACUGGGGAGCCCAGAGGGCCCAGGGCCCAUGUCUCUGGGGCAGCUGGCCACAGCCCGAGCCCCUGAUGGAUGAAGGCAAUCUCGUGGCUGAGCAGGCCCAGAGGGCACCCUCAGUGGCAGCUAGAGUCCUGCCUGUGGCUAAAUGAUGCCCACCCAAAGGGCUGGCCUUCCCUUGGAACAUGCCCUUUCUGGGUAUCCACCACGGGGGACCGCCAGACCUCAAAAGCUAUGGGAGCACACCCUCCACUCCCAGUGAGAGGGAGGGGGAGAGGGGGUGGGGUAAAGGUUCAGGAUGGGAAGGAAAUUCUCAUCACACCCCAUACACACCGUUCCAUCUCCACUGCAUCAGAGUUCAGGCAUGCCGAUUACAAAAAGGGGCCCAGGACCCACUAUUCACCUCCAAGUCUGGCGUCCCCUCUCUCCUUGGACCCCUAUCCUUGGCCCUCUGCCCUGCCCAAGUACCAGUUGUCAGGGCGCCUCGAGGCCCGGAACCACAGCCACCCCUGUUGCUGCGUGGACUCCGAGGAGCACGGUCCCGCCAGCAGCCCGGGAGGAGGCCAGCUCGGGCCAGGGGGAGAGUGAAGCACCAGCAGCAGCACAAGAUGAAGGCGCUGUGAGCGCAGUGCUGGUCUCUUGCUGAUGGGCAAACUGAGUCAGUGAUCCGGUGCAGGUAUCCUCCCUCUUACGGCCACGCCCUCUGGGGACAGGCACCCCACCCUCCAAGCGCAGAGAAGAAAACGAGUCCCGCAGACAAAUGACAGCCCAACAACAACAGGGGCCACCCUCCACCUCCUCACCCCGACAGCUUGCUCAGGAAUAUUCUAGAAACUUCUGGAGGCUGCCUUCCUUUGCUUCCUCCGGAAAGGAGCCGUGGCUAUGCAUUGGGCUGCUAACUGAAAGUCUGUGACAUGUGCCAGCGCACCCAGAAAAAAGGGAAUCCCUCCCGAGCGGACGGCCUGCUCCUUCAGUCAAGAGAUCAAACGAAGCA
Molecule: messenger RNA, 1873 nt
Organism: Echinops telfairi (small Madagascar hedgehog)
Lineage: Eukaryota; Metazoa; Chordata; Mammalia; Afrosoricida; Tenrecidae
Exons: 2
Coding region: 1-951 (316 amino acids)
Source: RefSeq, a predicted model, not a curated record